Messenger RNA from Mya arenaria, 5171 nucleotides. Its product is annotated as mannose-1-phosphate guanyltransferase beta-like. The record is from RefSeq and is a predicted model, not a curated record. The coding region runs from base 129 to 1211 and encodes 360 amino acids. Lineage: Eukaryota; Metazoa; Mollusca; Bivalvia; Myida; Myidae. Gene Ontology annotation, biological process: cell wall mannoprotein biosynthetic process; GDP-mannose biosynthetic process. Gene Ontology annotation, cellular component: cytoplasm. The transcript has 10 exons. Gene Ontology annotation, molecular function: mannose-1-phosphate guanylyltransferase (GTP) activity; GTP binding.
CGCCGGUUAGUUUGGAAUGUUUUUGUUUUUAUCGUUCAACUCGUUGCGAAAGAAUUGUUUUGACACGCGUCGUGGCAAAUAUUUGUUUACAUUUGUAGUUUUACAUUUUCUUCCAAGACAAAUCAAUCAUGAAGGCCCUGAUCUUGGUCGGUGGAUAUGGCACAAGGCUGCGACCACUGACUCUUAGUUGCCCCAAGCCACUUGUUGAGUUUGCCAAUAAACCUAUGCUGCUGCAUCAGCUUGAAGCCCUAGUUGAGGCUGGUGUCAACCAUGUUAUUCUUGCUGUGAGUUACAGAGCGGAACAGAUGGAAAAAGAAAUGAAGUCUGUGGAAGAAAAGCUUGGUGUUACUAUCACAAUCUCACUGGAAACAGAACCUCUCGGAACUGCCGGUCCUCUUGCCCUUGCCAGACAGCACCUUACCAACGACCUUGACCCAUUCUUCGUGCUAAACAGCGACAUCAUCUGUGAUUUUCCCUUCAAAGAUAUGAUCAAGUUCCAUAAACAUCAUGGGAAACAGGGCACUAUAAUGGUAACAAAAGUAGAAGAGCCGUCAAAGUAUGGUGUUGUAGUGUACGAUGCUGAGACAGGAAGAAUUAACCAGUUCGUAGAGAAACCUCAGGAAUAUGUGUCCAACAAAAUUAACGCUGGAAUGUACAUGUUCUCACCUGCUAUGCUUGACAGAAUUGAGUUAAAACCAACAUCAAUAGAAAAAGAGGUUUUUCCUGACAUGGCCAAAGACGGGCAAUUGUAUACAAUGGAAUUGCAAGGUUUCUGGAUGGAUGUAGGACAGCCGAAAGAUUUCCUCACAGGGAUGUGUAUGUAUUUAACAUCACUAAAGAAGAAAAAUUCCAACCUGCUUUACAAAGGGGAUGGUGUCAAUGGAAAUGCACUAGUCGACCCUACUGCUAAGAUCGGGAAGAAUUGCAGAAUAGGUCCCAAUGUGACAAUAGGACCUAAUGUUGUUAUAGAGGAUGGAGUAUGCAUUAAGAGAUGUACGGUAUUAAAUGGUGCUCUCAUUAAGUCACAUUCCUGGCUCGACUCUUGUAUCAUUGGCUGGAAAUGUGUCGUAGGAAGAUGGGUUCGAAUGGAGAAUGUAUCGGUACUGGGGGAAGAUGUAACAGUGAAAGAUGAACUCUAUGUAAAUGGUGGAAGAAUUUUGCCUCACAAGUCUAUAGCUGACUCUGUAAAAGAUCCACAAAUCAUCAUGUGAAAACAUGUGAACACUGUUGACAGCGCAUUUAUACCUUACAGAAUGUCAUUUUCGAAAUGCCAAUUAUUUGUCACUUGGGCAAGAGAGUUUUUUUAUAUUUAGUUUCCUCUAACUGUCAGUACAAUUACUAUUCAUCUUUUAAAGAAAGGGACACUAAUUUGACAAAUUCAAAUUACAAAAUAAUGGUUGUUUCACAUUGAUGUUGAGAAAAAAAAUAAAAAAAAUUAUGAUCAAAUCCAUGUAACAAAAAAAUAUAAAAAUUCUCACCUUGUUAUAUACAUGCUACUUUUAUAUGAUUUUUUUUCGGCUGAAAUCUUCUUUUUUUCCAAAUAGACUAGGGAAUUAUCUUUUGUGAUGGCCUGUUUGAUUAACGUCAAACAUAGGGAAAGUAGUGCCUAAAAAGUCCACAUAAUAUUUCUUUUAAAAUAAAAUUCUCGUCUGCCCAAAUUAAGCUAAAGUUUGAAUGAGGAUCUAAAACUAUUUUUCCAUGGCCUUUUGGUGUAUCGACUGAUUCAAAUAAAAAAGGUUAAGAUUUGCACGUUAGAUUGCUUAUUUGGGGAUUAUAUUAUAUACCUAUUUGUAUAUUUGCAACGAGCAGUAAGCAAAUGGCAUUUUGAAAAUGGCAAGUUGUAUAUUUCUACUGGCUUUUCUGAAGUCAAACCCUGUUCCGAAAUAAAAUGUAUGAAUAGUGUUCAUUUGGGAUGAAAUCUUUCCAUGGUUUCUUUUUUUUCCAUUUUUAAUUGCAUAGACAUUGAAUUGAAAGUUCUGAAUUUAAAUGUGUUCAAUUGAAAAUAUGUUUGGGCAUACUGCUUAUUAUUAAAUGAAGUUAUCAUGUUGUGGGAAUACUUUUUAAAUGAAAAUAUUAAAGACCUACCUUCACACAUUUUUUUUUCAUGAUUUUUAACUUGGCUGUUUUUGGGAAACGGUUGAGGUCAUUUUGCAUAGCAUUGUAGUUGUAAUCAUCAUUUUUAAGCAUGACCAUAAAAACCUGUUCACGAUAUUAAAUUGAACCAAAUGUUGGCAGAUACAAUACGGACAUGUUUAGCAAGGCACAUAACUCUGGCUUUUAUUUUGUUGAGUUACGCCCCUUUUAUGACUGAAAACAGCACUCUUGUUAUUGCUUGAAGUUGUUGUUUUUUGCUACUUACCAAUUUAGUUUUGUUUGUUCAUAGAUGCAUGUAUAAAUUAGGGUUAAAAAGUUGAUGGGGUCAUCUUAUCAAAGUGUGUACAACAAAUUAUCAUGAGAUCAUGAAUUUUGGUAUAAUAUGAUAUAAGUUAAAUUAAAUGUUUUGUUGGAAAAUCAAAGAAAUAUUGUUUAAUCUGACAAAUGCAGCAAUUACUUUGGAUAUAGGUAUUCUAAUUACACUGAAAUAUUGAUUUAACAAAUUGAUUGUAUAUACGAUCCUUGAUUAGAUGGGGCCAAUGUGUAUAAAUGAAGAUGAAUUAAUGUUAAGAGUUUUAUUGAUGAUUAUGUUAAAUAUUAUUAUCUGUAUUUUAAAUAUACUUUAAUGGUUCUUUUCAACUAGUCUUGGAUAGUUUGUGCUAUCUAUUGAUGCUCAAUAUCUAAGUGUUCAAAACUAUUAGACGUAAUUUUAAAUUGUUUGGUGUUUAUCAAGAAUAUUGCACAUGUUAGCCAUGAUCAACAAACAAAUUUAGAAUUAGAUCCAAAAAUUGUUUAACAUUAAAAAAGUAAAAUUUAAACUGUUUAUAAAUACUUCAAGAAAUUAUAUCAAAACAUUUAGCAGCUGUUGGAACAUUUUCAUGAAUUAAAAUUAUUUAUAAUGCAUAUGUUAAAAGCAUUGUUUGUACAGCCUUGCACAUGCUUGAAAAUUCGAAUAAACCAAAAAUAUAUUAUUUCUGAAUAAAUACUUUGUACUGUGGAGAGAAAGAUUGAAUUAUUGUUAAUGAAGUGUUAAUUUAUUUCAUAUUUAUUUGUUUUAGAUGUGUUUUGUUGUUGAUAAAAUAUUUUUUAGUUUGGACAUUUCGUGAAGACCCAUGUUUCUAGGUAAACAUUUUGUGUGGAAGAACCAUGUUUUAGGGAGAUACAUUGUUUUGUAUAUAUUUUAAAAUACCAUUUAUCAGAUUGUGUAAGGCUAUCCUAUUUUAUUUGUAAGUUUGCAAUGGUCUGACAGGCAUGUGAUUAAAAAUAUUUGCUGAAUUAAGCAGUCAUAAAAUAUUUGAGUCUGGACAUUGCCAAUGAAUAGCUUAGGCCACUGCAAAUAACCAUUUGAUUGCAGAUGGCCUAUUUUGGGAAAUUAUUCCUAUGAGAUAUCAUGACUGACAAUUGUUAGAAUAAGCUGGACUAGAAUAGAAUAUUACUUCAUAUUUCUAAUCAGUGGUUCAUUAACAUUGGCAGCUAUUUGUAUAUGUAAAAAAGUGUGUGUGAUAUUUUAACAGUUUAGGCCAUGAAAUUUGGAUAUGCAAUAUGGAUUUAAUAUUCUACAUAUUACAUUUAUCUAGAUUUUGUAAUUUUACACGUUAUUUAAAAAUCUCAUUUUUUUAAUUUUUGUUGACCGAUAUGUCUUAUUAAUUCAUUUUCUGGGAAUUCGCAUUACAGCUUAGGGUUAACUCUUAACCCAAUUUCUCAAUCUUUCUCAAACCUAAUCUUAAGCUUAAAAUCUCCUUGAAAUAUAAAGUGUAACAAAUUAAGGUAUUGAUUGUACAUAAGUCAAUAAACUAAUCUAAAUUGAUUAAACAAAACAAAGCAAAAACUUUAUUAUGUGUUUUUUUUUUAAUAUAACUUCCUUUAAAAGUUUCAAAACUCUUUGAAGGGAGAAUUUUCACAAUGUUUUCCAAACCCAUAUUUCAAUUCUUUAUAUAGCUUUACAAUCUUAUAUGGGACUUGAAGAUUGUUUUAAAUAAUAGGGUGAGAAGCUAAAUAGUAAUUACACCAAUAGACACUUGAAUGGUAAGCUGUUUUGAAUUAAUCAUGGCAAAACUUUGUUCACAUCUCCUCACAUUUAUGUAUGGUUCAAAUAUGUUUGUUUUUUAAUGAAGGUGGCACUCCAUGUUCACAAUUGACAGGAAAAAAAUAUAAUUCAUGAACAUUAUUUACAUCAACCAUUUAACCAUAAUGCCUUGAAAUUUUUUCUGUGUUGAAGUAUUUGGAACUGCAAAUUAUGAGUUAUAAUCACCAAAUAAACAAAAGUAACAAAUAAAAAAUUUAGUUCCAUUAUGAACAUGAAGUGCCACCUUAACCAUAGUUAAUCUGUAUACUGCUUUGUUAAGAGUAUUUUGAAACUGCAUAAUUCCAAGUUGUUAUAUAAAUUUAUUAUUAUAGUGUAGAAUCUUUAAAGGAAUUCAUAAGGGCUGGAAUGCUUAGACAACCAGGCUUAAUGAAAUUACCUUGUAGCUUUAGUAUGAUUUAUUCUGGUUUAAUUUAUUGAAGUUUUUGUAUUUAUUAUUUAGAAUUUAAUUAUUUUGUAUUUUAAACUGAGGAAUUGAUCCAUAUCAGGGGCCAAAAUCUAAGGGGAUUAUAUAAGGGUCAUAUCAAUAAGCAUAUGAUAAAAUAUGGUUUUUACUAUGAUCAAGAAUUUUGGGAAAAUACUUAAUUGGGUGUCACAAAUCAAAUUAAAGUUUUUACUAUUAAAAUCAAAUAAAUGUUGCCUAAACUAUCUAUUUGAGCUCAUAGUUUUGAAAUAAAUAUAAUAACUUUUCAGAAUUAUUUAUGAAAAAGUGAUCAUACACAUGUGUGCUGAUAAGAGAGACCCAGGGUCCUUUAUGCAAUUUUCAUACAGCUGCAGUGAACCACAUUGUUAUACCAUGUUAGUUAUACAGAAAUCCUCUUGUUUAUCUCAUACUAAUUGUCAUGUAAAAGUGUGAUUCUAACUUAUAUUUGUAUUUAACUUACAGUAUGGACUUACCUGAAUAAUGCUUGUUGUGUUCCAUGUUAUAUUAAAGUAUUUAUUAUUUUACAAUUUGGGAUAUAUCUGUAUCAAAGAAAUAAAAUCAUGAAACUUG